This is a messenger RNA of Piliocolobus tephrosceles (Ugandan red Colobus), 321 nucleotides long. RefSeq names its product keratin associated protein 12-3 (gene KRTAP12-3). The record is from RefSeq and is a predicted model, not a curated record. NCBI's taxonomy places the organism in Eukaryota, Metazoa, Chordata, Mammalia, Primates, Cercopithecidae. The transcript has a single exon. The coding region runs from base 1 to 321 and encodes 106 amino acids. Gene Ontology annotation, cellular component: keratin filament.
AUGUGCCAAACCAGCUGCUCCUCAGGCUGCCAGCCAACCUGCUGCAUACCCAGCCCCUGCCAGGCAUCCUGCUACAUGCCCGUGAGCUGCCAGUCCUCCGUGUGCGUGCCCGUGAGCUGCCAGUCCUCCGUGGGUGUGCCCGUGAGCUGCACGCUCAUUGUGCGUGUGGCCCCCUCCUGCCAGCCCUCUGUGUGCGUGCCUGUGAGCUGCAGGCCCAUCAUAUAUGUGACUCCCUUCUGCCAAUCUUCUGGGUGCUGCCAGCCUCCCUGCACCACCGUCCUCUGCAGACCCAUCUCUUGCAGCGCCCCUUCCUGCUGCUGA